AUGUCUCAACGUAACAAAGUGAAAUUCGCUAGUGAACCUUCAUCAGGUUCUACAUCGUCCACUGAAUUCGUGCCCAUCCAAGAUUCCGGCUUCACAGCUAAAUUUCAUCCAAUUCCUCACGCCUUGAUCACACUCAGCCAACUGACAUUGUCAACGCUAUGCCUUUUUUAUAUUCCCCCCGCGAAACUUUUGGAUGAUCCAGUAAAUUGUUUAAACAUAACGACUGGAUUAUUAAUCAUUGUACAAUUGUUUAUCGAGAUCAUUAGGUGGAUGUUAUAUUUGCAAGGCGAUGGAGUUGAAACUGCCAAAUCUGUAAAGGCUAUGAUCAGAAAUUUGAUAAAGUACAAGGGUGCGAAUUUUGGUCACGCAAUAUGGAUAACGCUAUUUGGAGCAUUUAUGUUUCAUCUUAUCGCAAUUCUGUUCGGUGCGCCACUCAUCUCCAGCAAUGUACAAAACACAUGGUUAUUCGCGCUUUAUAUGUCACUGCUCACUAUAUUUCCCCCCGCUGUGGCCUUUAAAAAUCAUGGACCUUAUUGGUCGAGGGUGUUUUCUGAUAACAAUCCAGAAAGCAUCCCAGAAAAAAUGAUAUAUUACACGACAGUAACGACAGUUGUUGGAGCGUGGUUGGGUGCCACGGUUAUACCAUUGGAUUGGGAUAGACCGUGGCAGGUAUGGCCAAUUUCUUGCGUGAUCGGAGGUUACAUAGGACAUGUGGUCGGGAGUAUUUUGUCAUUAAUUACAUGUUGCUUUGGGAAUGAAGGAGCCGGUGUACGAAAGAAGCGAUUUUGA
This is a messenger RNA of Acaulospora morrowiae, 789 nucleotides long. Lineage: Eukaryota; Fungi; Glomeromycota; Glomeromycetes; Diversisporales; Acaulosporaceae. The record is from the annotation of a GenBank genome assembly.